This is a messenger RNA of Myotis myotis, 1900 nucleotides long. It is a transcript of the gene TM2D3, whose product is annotated as TM2 domain containing 3. Lineage: Eukaryota; Metazoa; Chordata; Mammalia; Chiroptera; Vespertilionidae. The record is from RefSeq and is a predicted model, not a curated record.
AUGGGAAAAUGUUAUUCAUUGAAAAAAAGGGAAAUAUCAGGAAAUGAGGAUGAUGAAGUGUUAUUGCUAAGUUUUGUGAUUUUCAAAAUAUAGGUUUUAAAUAAAAGUCUGCAACCUCUUUAGAAUAUGGCAGAACAUCUUAUUUUCUAGUAACAGUAUGUUCUCAUCUGUUUUAAAUAACCAACAACCACAAGAGAAGCUAACACUAAACAUUGGGGUAUUGACAAAGGAUUCAGGUCCAGUAUUGUGGAAUCUACUGUUUGUCACAUGAGCACGCAGGAUGCCUGGGGGCCUCUCCCAUCCCCAAGGCUGGCCUCCAGGGAGGGACCCAGGCUUUGGACCCUCAUCUUACAUCCAGGGCUCCUGUCCGGGUGCCUGGGGGCCUGGAAUCCUGCUGACUUAACGUCCGGCCUCUCCCAGUCUUAGAGGAACAUCUGGAGGUAACAAGUGUCUUGAACCCAUGGCAGCUGCAGAGAGAUGCCAGCUGGGUACAGGCUGGGCCAGCCGCAGGAUCGCGGGGCCAGCUGGCCCAUCGGAGAGCCUCAGUCACUUCCCAUAGUUUCUUCAUCGGCAGACAAGGCAAUGGAAUGUCAUCAAAACUGUCGCACAGUACCUGGACGUGGCGGCUUUUGUCUAAAUAGAUCCAUCCAGCCACAUGUGAGUGGUGCCACCUCCCCAACGAGCCCGCCUCUGCUUUGCCAUUUCAGGUGUGCAUUUCGGUCCCGGUGACCUUUCCCGGUCUCUAGAGGGGCGAGCGCCUAGUCCUCGGGCAUAGGAGGCGCUUGGAAACCAAGGCAACCAGUCAGCGUCGCAGCUGCCAGAGCCACCUUGCGCCUGCGCCCUGGAUGCCCUUGGGGCGAGGGGGCGGGGCCGAAACGCUCCCGGCUCCGCCCUUUCCGGCGCGCAGGCCGGCGCCCCGCCCCGCAGCCGACCUCUAGCCCGCGCCCCGGAAGUGCGUCACGCCGGCAAGAUGGCGGCUGCGGCGGGCCGGCCGGCGGUCCUGGGCCGCCUCUGCCGUGUGCUGCUCUUCCUCUCACAGUUUUAUAUCUUGUCGGGCGGUGGGUCCUUAAACCUAGAGCACUCGCAGCCGCGGGCUCGGGCGGUGCGGGAUCCGGGCGCCACGCGCACGUUCACAGUGGUUCCCAGGGCGGCAGAAAGCACCGACAUCCCGCCCUACGUGAUGAAGUGCCCCAGCAAUGGCUUGUGCAGCAGGCUCCCUGCCGACUGCGUGGAGUGCAGGACCAACUUCUGUGCCUACGGGAAGCCCGUCGCCUUCGACUGCACAGUCAAGCCUUCCGUUACCUGUGUGGAUCAGGACUUCCGAUCGCAAAAGCACUUCGUCAUCAACAUGACUUGCCGAUUUUGCUGGCAGCUCCCGGAAAUCGACUACGAGUGCUCCACCUCCACCAGCUGCAUGACGGGGUCCUGUCCUUGGUAGCGCUACACCGCCAACUGCAGGGUGCGGGACCACGUGCAUGGCCUGGGUAACCGGACGUUUCCCAAGAUGCUGUAUUGCAACUGGACCAGUGGCUACAAGUGGUCCACGGCCCUGGCUCUGAGCAUCACCCUCGGCGGCUUCGGCGCGGACCGGUUCUACCUGGGCCAGUGGAGAGAAGGCCUCGGCAAGCUCUACUUCGGCGGCCUGGGGAUAUGGACGCUGAUCGACGUGCUGCUGAUUGGCGUCGGCUACGUGGGGCCGGCAGACGGCUCUCUGUACAUUUAGUGGCGAUCGGUGCUUUGGGGGAGCGGUGCCUAGAAGAAGAAGCCUUGGCCCGGAGGAAGUGAUGUCGCGAGUGACGUAUUUGUAUGUUUUUAAUGUACAGCAUCUGUACGUGGCCUGCCUUGAUGAAGGUAAAAUUAAAAAAGAAAAAAACACUGAACCAUGCUUCUCGGAAUUCGG